This is a messenger RNA of Mya arenaria, 645 nucleotides long. RefSeq names its product putative nuclease HARBI1. The record is from RefSeq and is a predicted model, not a curated record. The transcript is spliced from 4 exons. Bases 157 to 645 code for a protein of 162 amino acids. NCBI's taxonomy places the organism in Eukaryota, Metazoa, Mollusca, Bivalvia, Myida, Myidae.
GGGGGACAUCGAUCCAAAAAUAUUAGAUUACCCUGGAUAUCGGUCGUCCAGGUGCUGGAAAAGUGCAAAUUAUUCCCGCGAAAUGGUUAGGGUCAUUCAAGCCCAGAUUCUUAUAAAACUAGGCUUGAUCGACCCCAGCUGUGCUCACAUAUUGAAAUGAACGUCAAGAUCAGUCGAUGUAACAACUGUUUGAAGAAUGGAAAUGUUUACCGUCCUACUCCGAAAAUACGUUUCCAACUGAUUAAUCGGAUAAUGGAUCGAUCAGGUUUCCGAUUAAGCGAUUAUGAAAAUCCAAGGUACGCCCUGAAACCAUUCCUCAUGACCCCUUUUAUUAGGGUUGACAGUGAAGCAAAGGAAAGAUAUCAACAGGCACACACUCGGACAAGGGCCUGCAUCGAGAGAGCAUUUGGCAGGCUUAAGAGGAGAUUUCAUGUUUUACAUUCAGAGAUACGCCUCAGACCAGAAAAGGCAUGCAAGGUAGCUGUGGCAUGUGUAAUCCUACAUAAUAUUGCAGUGGACAUGAACAUGCCUAUGGACGACGAUGAGUUCAUUCAGCCACAGAAUGGGAAUGAUGGAGUACACCAAGAUGGUGGUACUGGCGUUGCCACUAGAGACUUCAUUGUGGAAAACUUCUUCUCUGUGUAG